Molecule: messenger RNA, 507 nt
Organism: Brachypodium distachyon (stiff brome)
Lineage: Eukaryota; Viridiplantae; Streptophyta; Magnoliopsida; Poales; Poaceae
Product: GDSL esterase/lipase At2g24560-like
Exons: 3
Coding region: 1-507 (168 amino acids)
Source: RefSeq, a predicted model, not a curated record
AUGGCGCCGGCUCUGCGCGAGACGGCGGCGAAGCAGGAGGCGAAGAAGAAGGCGAUGGCGACGGCGGCGAUCGUGUUCGGGGACUCCAUCGUGGACCCCGGCAACAACAACGACCUCUUCACGCUGAGCAAGGCCAACCACCUGCCCUACGGCAAGGACUUGGCCGGCCACAUCCCCACCGGACGCUUCUCCAACGGACUCAUUCCCUCCGACUUCCUCGGUACGCGCCGGCUUAACCUGAAGCAACUCCUUCCUCCGUACCUUGGCGUGGCUCCGGAUUCGACCCCCUCACCCCGGGGAGCCCAGCGGAUCGGCUUCGUGGGCCUCCCGCCCAUCGGGUCCUUGCCUUGCCAGCGCACGUUCGCGGGAGGCCUGGUCCGGCGCUGCGUCCCGGACCGGAACCGGGCGGCCCAGCUCUACAACUCCAAGGCCCAGGAGCUCAUGGCCAUGCUGCAGGGGAAGGAGCCCGGGGGGGUGCUGCGGCACCGGUUCAUGCUGCGUCUCUGA